AUGGCCUCUACCGAGUCUAUCCUCCAGGGCGUCAACGUCCUCGGCGACGUCCAGCCCCACCAAAAGGCCAUUCUCACUCCCCAGGCUCUUGCCUUCCUUGCCCUUCUCCAGCGCUCUUUCAACGGCCGCCGCAAGCAGCUCCUCGAACGCCGCGGCUCCCCCGCGCCUGGUCUCAUCGACCGCCGAGUCGAGAUCACUGGUCCCACCGACAGGAAGAUGGUUAUCAACGCCUUGAACUCCAAUGUCUGGACGUACAUGGCUGAUUUGGAGGAUUCUAGCGCCCCUACCUGGGAGAACAUGCUGAAUGGCCAGGUCAACCUCUACGAUGCCAACCGUCGCCAGGUUGAUUUCAAGCAAGGCCCCAAGGAGUAUAAGCUCCGCACCGACCGCACUCUUCCCACCCUCAUCGUCCGCCCCCGUGGAUGGCAUCUCGAGGAGAAGCACGUCACCGUCGAUGGCGAGCCCAUGUCCGCCUCGCUCUUCGACUUUGGUCUCUACUUCUAUCAUAACGCUUUCGAGACCGUCAAGAGGGGCUUUGGUCCUUACUUCUAUCUCCCCAAGAUGGAGUCUCACCUCGAGGCCCGUCUGUGGAACGACGCCAUCAACUUGGCCCAGGACUUCAUCGGCAUGCGCCGCGGCACCGUCCGUGCCACCGUCCUUAUCGAGACGAUCUCUGCUGCCUUUGAGAUGGAGGAGAUCAUCUACGAGCUCAGGGAUCACUCCUCUGGCCUCAACUGCGGCCGUUGGGAUUACAUCUUCAGCGUCAUCAAGAAGUUCAGGCAGAACUCCAACUUUGUCCUCCCCGACCGUGCUUCCGUUACCAUGACCGUUCCUUUCAUGGAUGCCUACGUCAAGCUUCUUAUCCAGACCUGCCAUAAGCGCGGUGUCCAUGCCAUGGGUGGCAUGGCCGCUCAGAUUCCUAUCAAGGACGACAAGGCUGCCAAUGACAAGGCGAUGGAGGGUGUCCGCGCUGACAAGCUCCGCGAAGUCCGUGCCGGACAUGACGGAACCUGGGUUGCUCACCCUGCUCUUGCCAGCAUCGCUAGCGAAAUCUUCAACAAGCACAUGCCCACUCCUAACCAGCUCUUCGUCCGCCGCGAGGAAGUCCAAGUCUCUGCCAAUGAUCUCCUCAACAUGAACGUCCCCGGAAAGAUUACGGAAGAGGGUAUCCGCAAGAACCUCAACAUUGGUCUCGGCUACAUGGAGGCCUGGGUCCGUGGUGUUGGUUGCGUGCCCAUCAACUUCCUCAUCCAGCUCUGGCAAUGGGUCCGUCACGGCGUCACCACGGCCGAGGGCAAGAAGGUCGACAAGGCGUACGCCCUCAAGCUUCUCUCCGAAUGCGCUGAUGACCUCGCUGCCAAGGGCCCCAAGGGCAACAAGUUCCGUCUCGCGGCCCAGUACUUCGCUGGUCAGAUCACGGGAGAGGACUAUGCCGACUUCCUCACUACUCUCCUCUAUGACGAGAUCACGGCGGUCGGAGCUGCCCAGGCUGCCGCCAAGCUCUAA
Parascedosporium putredinis is the source of this 1506-nucleotide messenger RNA. The record is from the annotation of a GenBank genome assembly. Lineage: Eukaryota; Fungi; Ascomycota; Sordariomycetes; Microascales; Microascaceae.